AUGACAGCCAACAAUUCACAGAACUUUGGCAAGAGACUGAUUCCUCAGAUUCUGGAAAGCUUGGCUCUUGCCGAACCAGACCGCAAAAUCUACUCCUUGGCAUCGAUGUCAAAUGGUACUAUGGUCUUUCGGCCCGUAUCUGCUCGGGCCUUUGCUAAGGCGGUCGACAAGACUGCUUGGUGGCUACAUGACCAAACGAAAGGACAGAAAAGAAGUCAUGAUGGAGACGACGAUACACAUCAUGGUGAAACCAAAAAGAAAAUCUUGCCAGUUGGUUACAUUGGCCCUCAUGACCUCAGACACAUUCUAUUGAUCUACGGUGCUAUUAAGGCUAAUUGCGCAGCCUUGUUUUUGUCCGCCAAGAAUACCACUGAAGGAGCACUGGCAGUGCUCAACGCAGCUGAAUGCAACAUAUGGAUCAAUCCUCAAGGACAACCCACGCUCCCUUUAGUUGAGUCAUUUACAAAGAAGAAUUCUAUGAUGGUUCUUGAACUGCCUAGGCUAGAAGACCUUCUCGACACUGAAACUACUGAGCCAUUUCCAUUUCAGAGCACCUAUAAUCAAGCUGCGAAUGAACCGUUUUGCAUAACACAUACUUCUGGCACCACAGGGGUCCCAAAACCAAUUAUUUGGAGCCAUGGGUUGAUCAGUUCUUUAGACGCUGUACGCUUGCUACCCCCCACUGAGGGUGAUUGUGGAUUACCUCCCUGGACCGAUAAUUGGAACGAAGGAGACACCAUAUAUUCCUCAUUUCCAAUGAGUCAUGGUGCUGGCAUUCUCAUGGACGUCGUAGUCCCUGCAUUCUUUAAGCUUCACUGCGUUCUGGGUCCCGCCGGAGUUCUGCCCAAUAUAUCACUUAUUGAAGAUGUUUUGGAUUAUGGGAAAAUCGAUAUCUGGCAUAUGGUUCCAUCACUCGCCGAUGAACUAGGAGAAAACCCAACAGUCUUAAAGAAGUUUAACUCUGCCAAAUUCGUUUGUGUCUCUGGUGGUCCGGUCACCCCAAGCAUCGUUACAAGAGUCAAUGAUGUCGUCAGAGUUAUGAACUUGACCGGAACGACAGAAGGAUUAUUUAUGGGCAAUCUUUGGCCUGAUCGUCAAGACUGGCAUUGGUUUGCAUUUCACCCACUUGCGGGAUUCGAAUUUAAAGAAAUCGAACCAGGUGUUUACGAGCACUGGGUACACAGACUACCUCAAUGGGACUUAUUCCAAGGUAUCUUUUAUACCUUUCCAGAUCAACAGGCCGUCAAUCUUAAAGACCUAUAUAAACGACACCCGUCCAAACCCAAUCUGUAUGCAUAUAAAGGCAGAAGCGAUGAUACAGUAGUCUUGUCCAAUGGCUUCAAGAUAGCGCCCUCGGACGCGGAGGCUUUAAUCACGACACAUCCUGCAAUUGAUGGUUGCUUAGUUAUUGGGAAUGGGAAACCGCAAGCUGGAUUACUCAUUCAAUUAAAGGGUUCCAUAACCAGGAACAAUGAUCUCUUUGACAGUAUCUGGGAGACGGUAGACCGGGCAAAUCAUUCCGGUUUCCAAAAGACAAGGAUAUAUCGAGACUUUAUUGCCUUUGCAGAGACAGAAAAACCCUUCAUCCGUACUGACAAGUUGACGAUUAAGCGACGUGCCACUUUGGAGCUCUACACAGAAUUCAUUGAUCGUUUUUACGCCACCAGAGAUUCAGAACCAACCCAUGAGGAGUUUGAUGUCAUCACAAUAGACACGACUUCAGACGAAACUGUCCUGGAAUCUGUUCGCAAAGUCCUGUCCUCACUAAUUCCUGAAAUUGAACUCGCAGCGCCAGAUGAGGAUGUCUUUGACUUGGGACUGGACUCUCUGCUUGUAUUUCAAGCAAUACGAACCAUCAGAGCGGCUACAGGAUUGCAAGAGCAGCUUGCCCCUAGGCAUCUUUACUCGUAUCCAACGCUGGCUGCAUUCUCGGCACAGCUUACAACCAUAUUGCAGCAACAAGCGAAAUCAAUGACCAAGGCACUGACCGCUGGAUAUGUCCAUAGGUUAGACAGCCAAGCAAUUGAGCAGUCGAUCCCAGAACACCCAAAUGAGUUGACGAAUGGGUCGGCAAAAGAAAAUAGUGUUCGAAACGCGAUACGUGAACAUCAGCGACGCACCGGAUUCAAAAUGAAUCCGUUUGAUGCAGUAAAUCCGAACCAUUAUAUGGGGUUCACAUUUUUCUUCGCGUUGCCCCCGGGAUCCAACUUCCAAGAAGCUUUCAAGAGUCUUCAAGCAGGCCUCUGCCGUGCUUUUCAAUUCAUGCCAGAACUAGAUGGCAAGAUGAUGCACGCAUCAGAACAUGAAUUCGGUCAUAAAAAGGGCGAAUACUCCAUCACGAUCCCACCUCCUUCAAUGGCAACCACCUCUAAUCCAAGGCAACUUGUCUACAAGGAUAUGUCGCAAAUCCUGCCCUCAUUUCAAAAAAUGCGGGAGAGCCAUUUCGCGCCUUCCUUGUUUGCAGAUAAUAUUGUACUUGAUUGCUAUCCCUUUCCAGAUAUGCCAGCCGACAUCUUGGUUGCUCAUGCCAACUUCGUGGAGGGGGGAUGCAUUUUAGCAGCAAACUUUAUUCAUACCUGCUUUGAUGGUCUUGGCGUCAUGGUAGCCCUCAAAGUUUGGGCAGAAUGUUGUAGAUACAUAAAGGGAGAUCUUUCAGCAACAUGUGAUUGGUAUGACCCCGAAAGCUUUAAUCACAAUCUGCCUGAGAUCCUGUACCAGCAGGAGGGGCACGCAAAGGCAGCCCAGGAUGUUGACCCUGCUGUAUGGGACUUCUUGCCAUUCUUCCCGCAAGAUGACACUUUCAAAGGAGAUGAAGUUAAAAACAAGAAGACCGAUAGCGAGACUUCACUUAUCAAUCCAAAGUUAGUCUACCGACGCCAACCCCAGUGGCCCACGGCUCCUUCCGAUCGCUCGUUAGCUAGCACUUUCUUUUUGAUCUCACGUCAGAACCUCCAAAAGCUUAAAAACGAUGUCAACUCAGAUCCCCAAGUAAAAGGGUUAAACACGUCAAUCAGUGACAUUGUCCAGGCAUUCCUGUGGCGUACAUCAAUCAGAGCACGAUACCUGGUAGCAAAGGAAGUUCGAGGACAAACUUUUGGCCCAAAUGAAUUGUCUAUUCUAGAGAUACCAAUCGACGGCAGGCUCUACUUUUCCUCCCAACUCCCUUCGUCAUACACCGGCAGCUUACUUAUCAUGAGCCGAACGAUCAUGUCUGUAGAAGAACUGUGCUCGCCAAACACAAGUCUUGCCAAGGUUGCACAUCUGAUCCGUAAAACGAUCGCCAAAGUCAACACUGACUUAGUUCAUGAUGCUUUCACUCUUUUGAGAUCCAUGACAGAUUACACAAAGCCUGCAACUGCGAACAUGGGGCUUGAGCACAUGAAUGAGAUGAUCUCCAACAUGAUCUUGUGGCAGCCAGAGGAUAAUAUUUCCUCUUUCGGUGAGGGAAUUUUUGCAGGAGGCAGGCCAGAAGCUGUGCGGCCACAAAUUGAGCGUGGGCAUCGACGGUUUCGAUUCUCACUCAUCCAUCCUUUGAGAGCAGAUGGCGGCGUAGAACUCGAAUUAGGUACCUUACCAGAAGAGCUGAGAAGGCUCCAGACUGAUGAGCACUUUACGAAGUAUGCAGAACUUUAUGAUAUCAAGCCGGGAACAGGUUGGUAG
Molecule: messenger RNA, 3660 nt
Organism: Glarea lozoyensis ATCC 20868
Lineage: Eukaryota; Fungi; Ascomycota; Leotiomycetes; Helotiales; Helotiaceae
Product: Acetyl-CoA synthetase-like protein
Exons: 5
Coding region: 1-3660 (1219 amino acids)
Molecular function (GO): phosphopantetheine binding
Source: RefSeq, a predicted model, not a curated record